ACACACACAACACAACACACAAACACUUGAAACCACUGUGCAUACAGCUGCACACACACCUCACACGUCUGCGCACACUUCAGACAGAACGGACACACACUCCUCCUGUCCUGCUGUGGAGGUCGGCUCCAGGUUUUGCUCCAGGCUCAUGGAGGAGCACCAGGACUCCUGCGGACCCGUUAUUCUGACCCAGACCUCCUGCACCUCCUCCUCUGCUCCUCCUGACACAGAUGGAACCUACAGCGGGACGUCACAGGAGCAAACAGGAGGUGAUUCAGAGAGGAGGCUCAACACUGAGACUAGAAGCUGCUCAGAACAGAGAGAAGAGGAGGAGGAGGAGCGAGGGAGAGAGGAGGAGAGAGAGGUGGAGAGGGAGGAGGCAGUGGUGUCAGAUAAUGAAGGUGAGGAGCAGGAGGAGGACCAGCAGGAGGAUGCAGAAUGUACGGAGGACCAGGAGUUACUGAGUGAAAGUGAAGAGGAAGAGGAAGAGGAGGAAGAAGACGAUGAGUUAGAGGAGGUGGAGCUAGAGGAGGAGGUGCAGGUUAUAGUUGUGCAGCAGAGUCAAGAAAGAAGGGAAGAGGAGCAAGUGAUAAAAGAAAAAGAAAGAGGAGGAGAAGACGAGGAGGAUGAGGAGGAGAAAGGAGAUGAACAAACCCACAUCAACAUGGAAGCUGAAUCGGGGUCCAACACACACCCUUAUUCUGAAAAUACACAACAAGCACACUCUGAGGACUCUUAUUCUGAAAAUACACAACAAGCACACUCUGAGGACUCUUAUUCUGAAAAUACUACACAACACGCACACUCUGAGGACUCUUAUUCUGAAAAUACUACACAACACACACACAGUGAGGACUCUUAUUCUGAAAAUACUACACAACAUGCACACUCUGAGGACUCUUAUUCUGAAAAUGCACAACACACACUCUGUGAGGACUCUUAUUCUGAAAAUACUACACAACACACACACAGUGAGGACUCUUAUUCUGAAAAUACUACACAACAAGCACACUCUGAGGACUCUUACUCUGAAAAUGCACAACAUGCACUCUGUGAGGACUCUUAUUCUGAAAAUACUACACAACACGCACACACUGAGGACUAUUACUCUGAAAAUACUACACAACACACACACACCGAGGACUCUUAUUCUGAAAAUCCUACCCAACACGCACACUCUGAGGACUGUUAUUCUGAAAAUGCUCAACACGCACACUUUGAGGACUCUUAUUCUGAAAAUACUACACAACACGCACACUCUGAGGACCCUAAUUCUGAAAAUACUACACAACAUGCACACUCUGAGGACUCUUAUUUUGAAAAGAUCACACAUCACACACAUUCUCUGGACUCUUAUUCUGGAAAAAACAGACAGCAAGUACUCCCGGAGAACUUUUAUUCUGACAAGAACACACAUUGUGCACAUUCUGAAGACACUUAUUCUGAAAAGAACAGACAGCAUGAACACUCUGAGGACUUUUAUCCUGAAAGCAGCACAGAACAGACACUUUCUGAGAACUCUUAUUCUGAAAAGAACAGACAACACGCACACUCUAAAGACCCACACCCUGAAAAUAAUACACAACACACAAACCCUGAAGGCUCUUAUUUUGAAAAUAAUAGACAAUGCACAUAUGCUGGGGACUCUUAUUCUGAAAGCAACAAAGAAUGGUUAUACUCGGAGAAGACUUAUUCUGAAAAGGACACACAACAGACACGCUCUGAGGACUCUUAUUCUGAAAAGAACACGCAACAGACACGCUCUGAGGACUCUUAUUCUGAAAAGGACACGCAACAGACACGCUCUGAGGACUGUUAUACUGAAAAGGACAUGCGGCAUGUGCACUCUGAAGGCUCUUAUUCUGAAAAGAACACACAUCAGACACCUUCUGAGGACUCUUAUUCUGAAAAGAACACACAUCAGUCACACUCUGAGGACUCUUAUUGUGAAAUCGACACUGUGCAAACAGACACUGAGGAGUCCAGCUCUGCUGCCAUCAAAGAGGAGAUACGAGAAGAGAAGGAGGAGGAGGCGUACAGCUGUGAGGAGGUUGGUGGAGGAGGAACUGCAGAUCUUCAGACUGAAG
Plectropomus leopardus (leopard coralgrouper) is the source of this 2087-nucleotide messenger RNA. The record is from RefSeq and is a predicted model, not a curated record. NCBI's taxonomy places the organism in Eukaryota, Metazoa, Chordata, Actinopteri, Perciformes, Serranidae.